Molecule: messenger RNA, 2438 nt
Organism: Caenorhabditis elegans
Lineage: Eukaryota; Metazoa; Nematoda; Chromadorea; Rhabditida; Rhabditidae
Gene: wrt-3
Product: Warthog protein 3
Exons: 8
Coding region: 172-711 (179 amino acids)
Cellular component (GO): extracellular region
Source: RefSeq, marked reviewed
GUUGUGUCGCAAUCGAGAGAAGAAGACUUUGGGAGGGCUACGCAUUUUUCUUCAUUGCUGAUUUUUUCGCGGUCAUUUUCAUUUUCAUUUUUCUCUUUGCUGUUCUCUGUCUGUUUGUCGAAGUGACAGGUGGUGUGCUUCCAAGUUUUUUGCCAUUUCAAUUCUAACAAUAUGUUGUACCACGUGGAAAUGUUCACGAUUAUUCUGUUAUUUGGAUUCAGCUUGGCGGAUUACUGUGGAUCCGAUCAAGUACCAUAUGGAAUGGAAGUUCAUCACAGUGGAGUGGUUCGAUUAAUGUGUUCAAAACCUAAUUGCUACGACAAAAAUUAUUCGGACUGUCCAGAACGUGCUGAAAGUCGGCAUGGAUGUCAGAAGUCGAAUCAAUGGGUUGGAGGAUUUGAGAAAAAUAUUGAAGGAGAUUUAUAUACAAUGUGCUGCGAAUUUGAAGGAUUAGAGAAAUAUGCUAAAGUUCGAUAUUCAGAUGUCCGUAUUCGACGAGGUGAAUUUUUCGAAGGAGAAGAAAAAGAAAAUGAUGAUGGAGAUGUGGUAAAAUUUGAUGUAAUAAAAGAUAUUCGAAUGCAUAAGGAUGAUGAAGGACAAGCUUACUACAACCUGACGGUUCUUUCAUUCAAUUGUGAAUCAAUUCCCGAUGUGAAACCAGCUUGGUACCAGAAGAGUCAAUGGCCAUACUUUCAAUUUGCAAAGAACUGAUUGGAUUAACAUGCCAACUAGGUCAUCGUCAUUUAACAUAUUUGUUAUCAUUGUCCAUUUAAACGGGAACUUAGUUAGAAAAAACACGGGUCUGUUGUCUGACCGGUGAUGUUUGAAGAAAACUUGUGCCCUAUUUGCUUGUGAUCUUUCGAAAACAAAAUAAAUUUAUGCAAUGAUAUAAAGCGAUUCUCGAAAAUUUAAAACUCUCAUAAAAAUAUGUGAUAAUGUUUUUUGAAGACUGUUUUCAAUUCUUCUUUCGGACAGGUGAUACCAAACAACGAUCGUUCCACCGUCAAAUGGGCCACAUGGCUCCUAGGAAUUGGAAUUAGGUCCGUCGUAAGAUCCUUCCAAUCGAGUAAAAGCCGAUUUAAGGAUCAGAACAGUGUUCGAAUAAAUUUUAUGGAUUUUGAAAAUAAAAUUUUAAUGCCAUAAAAUGUAUAGUUUUGCCCAAUUUAAAAAAAAAACAACAAUAAUAAUACAUUUAAUAAACGCACAACUUCACGUGUGCACAUUCAAAAAAUAUUCCUUAUCUGAUUUUACAUUAAAUCGAUAUUUUAUUAGUUUCAAAUUAGUUUCAAAUUUCAACACAAAAGUUUUAGUAGACAAGUCGAAGUUUUAUUGUGAACAAUGUCGACAAUGAGUGAGUUUAAAUCGAGUUUCGGGCAAUUUAAAAAAAUUAAGAAUUUCAGGUAAAGAGCAAGUUUCAGUGCAUUUUACUCCGUCAAGAGUGAAUGUCGAUAAAAUAUUGGAAAGAUUGAUGAACAUUGGGAAAUUGGGUUCUGGAUUUACAACUACUAUUGAUGAAGCGGAAAUAUCUGAUUUCAUUGCUGAAACUCUUCAAGUGUUCCAACGUCAGCCAAUGAUGAUUGAAUGUGCUCCACCUCUCACAGUUGUUGGAGAUCUUCAUGGACAGUUUGGCGAUGUCAUUCGCAUUUUCAACAAUGUCGGUUUUCCACCAAUUAUCUUUUUCUCGGUGAUUACAUUGAUCGUGGACAGUUCAGCAUUGAGACAAUCAUGUUUUUGAUGUGCCUCAAAAUGAAAUUCCCAGAGAAUGUCAUUUUGUUGCGUGGGAAUCACGAAACAAGACUGAUCAAUCGCAUUUAUGGAUUUUACGAUGAUCUCAACAAGCGUUUCGGUACUCCAAGAUUGUAUGAAGACUUCACGAAAAUGUUCGAAAUGAUGCCAUUGACGGGGUUAAUCGGUAAACGGAUUCUUUGUAUGCAUGGAGGAUUGUCCUCUGAUUUGCUGAACUCUCCAAAAUUAGAUAUCUUGAACACAUUUGCUCGUCCAAUGCAUGAUCCUCCAAAUCCAUCUCUCGCCAUUGAUCUUCUUUGGUCGGACCCGGACGUUAACACAAAAGGAUUCAAGUCUAAUAUCAGAGGAUGCAGUUGCACAUUCGGACCCGAUAUUGUUGCUCAAACGUGUGAAAAGUUUGGACUUGACCUGAUUGUCCGUGCUCAUCAAGUAGUUCAAGAUGGUUAUGAAUUCUUUGCAAACCGUAAACUCGUCACACUUUUCUCGGCACCCCACUAUUGUGGUCAGUUUGACAAUGCUGCAGCUGUGAUGCAAAUCAAUUCAAAUAUGGUUUGCUCAUUCAAGAUCCUACGUCCCGAAUUCCCUGGUAGAGCAGCUCCAAGUCAUGAGAAGUCGACGGCUACGAUCCUCUUGCCACCUACCUAGAACAUUCUCCUGUGAACAUGUGAUCUAAAUAAAUCUGAAUUUGUUCC